GCCUUCUUGCUCCAUCAGCCAAUGGCAAUGGCGGCCCCGCCCCCAGGCUGUGAGGACACACUGUGCGCGGUUCCGCCCUGCGAGCAGGGCCGGAAGGUGGUGGCGCGGAGCGGCGCUAUGUCUGCCAUCUUCAACUUCCAGAGUCUGCUGACUGUAAUCUUGCUGCUCAUAUGUACCUGUGCCUAUAUCAGAUCCUUGGCUCCCAGCUUACUGGACAAAAAUAAAACUGGACUGUUGGGGAUAUUCUGGAAGUGCGCCAGGAUUGGUGAGCGGAAGAGCCCCUACGUAGCCGUGUGCUGUGUUGUGAUGGCCUUCAGCAUCCUCUUCAUGCAGUAGCACCUGGAGAGUGUCCCCUGCUGCCAAACAGCACAGUUUGGUAGAGCUCCUGGCAGGAAAAGAUGGGAAAGUGUCACCAAGUCUCCUCGCACAUGAUGGACCCCCCGUCUUCCGGUGGACACCCCCUGAAACACACCAUCGUGUGCAGUAUUAGAUCACAACCUAGAUGACAUGUGCUUGUUAAUGUUGAGUCAGCACUGAUGUAACUCUUGAAAGGUAUCUCUUCUAACCAUAGCAAUAAGGUCACCCUUGAAAGAAUAAAGAACAUUGUGAUUUUA
This is a messenger RNA of Lepidothrix coronata (blue-crowned manakin), 614 nucleotides long. It is a transcript of the gene TMEM167A, whose product is annotated as transmembrane protein 167A. The transcript is spliced from 4 exons. The record is from RefSeq and is a predicted model, not a curated record. Bases 22 to 336 code for a protein of 104 amino acids. Gene Ontology annotation, biological process: protein secretion; intracellular transport. NCBI's taxonomy places the organism in Eukaryota, Metazoa, Chordata, Aves, Passeriformes, Pipridae.